Messenger RNA from Hemibagrus wyckioides, 5304 nucleotides. RefSeq names its product nucleolar protein with MIF4G domain 1 (gene nom1). Gene Ontology annotation, cellular component: nucleolus. Gene Ontology annotation, molecular function: protein binding; RNA binding. Bases 171 to 2687 code for a protein of 838 amino acids. NCBI's taxonomy places the organism in Eukaryota, Metazoa, Chordata, Actinopteri, Siluriformes, Bagridae. Gene Ontology annotation, biological process: ribosomal small subunit biogenesis. The record is from RefSeq and is a predicted model, not a curated record. The transcript has 12 exons.
AGAAAGCGGAAGCAGGUGGGGGAAAAACAAAGAUGGCUGCCCCCGUGUUCCAUGCGUGUGCUGUGUUAUGGUGUGAUCCGUGCACUUUCCUCUUCAAUCUGCAGCACUAACACCGUUAACACCGCUGUAAACUUAUUUAUUUUCCGCGUGUAUAUGUCAAAUACGUAAACAUGAAACCGAAAUUCAAGCGAAAAGGAGGCGGAAAGGGCAAACAGUCCAAAGAUAAGCUCCAGAAAUUCAUGGUUUCUGUGCAGAACUUUGUGGAAAGGGAAGGAGGACACGAUGAAGCGGAGUCACGCGGCUACACGGAGAUGCUCGCUAAAAGGAAAAGUCGGAAAGAAAUGCGCAAAGAGAAGCGGAAGCUGAAGAACAGGAAAAAGAAAGGAAAGCAGCCGGUAGAGGAGAGUAAACAGAGCGUCGAUGUGGAAGAUUCUCCACAAAAACCUCCACCAGCCAUAAAAACCAAACCUCCAUCAAACCCUGCUGGUGCUGAGCUCAGGGAUGUGGAGAAGAAGCCUAAAAGAAAGGUGCGUUUCGAGGAAACAGCGCCGCAGCCUGAAAAGAAAGCUAAAGUGCAGACCAUGAGGAAGAAAGCGCUUAUAGAAGCUAAUGAGGUGGAGGAUAGAGAGAUCAGGAAGCUGGAGAAACGUCUGGGGCUCCAUAAGAGGAAGAACAAGAAGAGCCUUCCACAGUCGUUCGUCAACGACGGCCUCGAUUACAUUCUGGGCAUCCUGGAGCCUGGAGGCUCUGGGUUAUACGCUAGCGAUGAGGAAGAGGAGUCAGACAAGGCUAAGAGAGGGCUGGAGAAGUUAGAGGAGAUCAGUGAGGAUGAGGACGAGGGGUCUGAACACAUUGGUGAUGAGGAGGAAGAAGAUCUAGGUGGAGAUGGGGAGGAGAUUGAAGAAGAGGAGGAGGAAGAAGUAGAAGAAGAAGAUGAGGAAGAAGUAGAAGAAGAAGAGGAGGAAGAUGAUGAUGAAGGAGGAGAAGAAGAAGAGGAGGAGGAGAUAGAUGAUGAAGAAGAGGGAGAAGAAGAAAAGGAAGAGGGCGAAGAUGUGUCAGAAGAAGCGGAUGAGCAAGAUGAUGAAGAUGAAAACACUUCCCAGGAUAAGUCAUCUAGCAGUGAGGCAGCAGGUAAAUACGUCCCUCCUCAUCUCCGUGAAGUAAACGACAGCAAGCGUAAAGCUGAGCUGGAGCGGCUCAAGCGCAACCUGAAAGGUUUGAUAAACAGGUUGAGUGAACCCAACAUGGGCUCCAUCAGCGGCCAGGUGGAGGAGAUGUACAUGAGCAACAGCAGGAAGGACAUGAACGAUGCGCUGACUGAAGUCCUGAUGGCCGCUUGCAUCACACCGGCACUGAUGCCUGACAGGCUGCUGAUGGAGCACAUGUUGUUAGUCAGUGUCCUGCAUCACACGGUUGGACUGGAGGUCGGUGCUCAUUUCCUGGAGACUGUGGUGCGGCGCUUCGAUGAGACCCAGCGCGACGACUCCAUCACGGGUAAAGAGAGCUCUAAUCUGGCCUCCAUGAUGGCCCACAUGUACAACUUCCAGGUGGUGCACUCGCUGCUGCUGUUUGACGUGCUGAAGCGACUGUUGGCGUCGUUCACGCCGCAGGACGUGGAGCUCAUGCUGCUACUGCUGAGGAACGUGGGCUUUUCCCUGAGGAAGGACGACCCUCUGGGUCUGAAGGAGUUGAUAUCUGAAGCCCAAUGCAAAGCCAGCGCAGAGGGGCCACGAUUCAGCGACGAAACCAGAGUGCGGUUCAUGUUAGAGACCAUGCUGGCACUGAAGAACAACGACAUGCGGAAAAUUCCGGGUUAUGACCCCGAGCCUGUGGAGAGACUGAGGAAGCUCCAGCGCUCUCUGAUCCAGAACCGGGCGAGUGGCACGGAUGUGAAGCUCAGGGUUUCGUUGGAGAAUCUUCUGGAAGCACAGAGCGUCGGUCGCUGGUGGAUCGUCGGCUCGUCCUGGAGCGGAGCGCCCAUGAUUAAUGACGAGAAACCGACUGCGAAGCCUGUUAAAGGAGAACAGUUCAGUGCCAAAGUGCUGGAGCUGGCACGGAAACAGCGCAUGAACACGGACGUCAGGAGAAACAUCUUCUGCGUCAUCAUGACCAGUGAGGAUUACCUUGACGCCUUUGAGAAGCUUCUCAGACUGGGUCUGAAAGGUCAGCAGGAGCGCGAUAUCGUUCAUGUUCUGCUCGACUGCUGUCUGCAGGAGAAAACCUUCAACGGCUUCUACGCAGUUUUAGCAGAGAAGUUUUGUGCAUAUGACAGACGCUUCCAGAUGACUUUCCAGUUCUGCCUGUGGGAUAAGUUUAAAGAUCUAGCAAACCUUUCGAGCAGUUCCUUUGCGAACCUCGUUCAGAUGGUCAUACAUCUCUUAACCAAGAAUUCCCUCUCACUCUCCAUCCUCAAGGCCAUAGAGUUUGGAGAACUCGAUAAGCCCAAGGUCAAAUUUUUGAGGCAGAUCCUCUCCAAACUCUUCCAGCAGACUCCAGAGGAGGAUCUGGUUCAGAUUUUCAGCCGGAUUUCUGGAAUUCCCAAGCUAGGAAUGCUACGUGAAGGACUGAAACUCUUCAUCAGGCACUUCCUGCUUCGGAGUGCACAGACGGAGGGAUCGCCCCUCACCACGAGGGCCGAGAUGGCCAUCAAGGCCAUGGAGGCAAAUGACGCCAAGCUCAAACUGUAGAAUACAAACUGUUUCUAUGUGAGAUUUGUGAUGAUGAUUUUUAGUAAUUUAACAGAUUUUGUCCAGCAGGUGGCUCUUCAACCCAACUUUCUAGAACGCUCUUUAUUCCUUUUGCAGUAUACAACAUUUUUUUACUGGAUGGAGCACUUCAUGAUAAUCAGGGAGCUUCAUCUGUGGAAAUAAGGAAAAAAUAUAUAUAUCACUUGUUGGAUUAACAACACUGAAUAUGCUUGAGCAUUUUAUAAUCUGGGAGACAGUGAACAUUCAUCUCAGUACUGAUGGUAAAGGACAAAGUGCAUGAGUUUCAGAAAAUGACAAGGACUUAUUCAAUAGGUGUCAAGUUUUGUAGUCUUUUGAAUAAAACCCUUAACAAAUGCUUUAUAAAAGUAUGUGACAUUUUGUGAAAUUAAUAAAGCAGGCUGGGUGAAGAAAGAGAGACGAAAAAGAAGGGAGGUUGUAUGUAAAACUGUUCAAAAAACAACUUGUAUACUUUAAAAAGAUAUACAAGGAUUGGCACAGCUAGCUGUUAUGAAGUAACUUGGCAAGAGUUUCAGGAGGACUUUCAAGCAAAAUACAUAAACGUUCAAAAAAAUCUUAACUGAUAAACGCUAGCUAGGAAGUUACGAGAAGCUAACAAGAUAUCCCCAGAGAGGAAAUAAGCUGGGGAAACAUUUAAUUUUUAGCAUUGUGUGUCUGAAAUGAUUAUAAAGGCUGAAGCUAAGGUUAUCUAUGAUGUAAAGAACCCAACCCUCACGCGCCACGGCUCGCACACGUGGUCUGCUAACACUGACCCGCGGAAUCAUAAUUUUUCCGUGUAUACUGUGGAUGGGGGAGAAAGAAAAGAAAGAAACGUCGAUGGUGUUGUGUGUUCAGGGGUGAAAUAUAGUCGCUCAGCUCCCGGACGUGAAUGACGCCGGUGCAUAGCAGAGGCUCGCCGCUACAUUCGAGGCCAGCUCCUGAUUAAUUAGCAACAUUAGCAUUGGCGCGGGCACAGAGCGGUCAGAGCGUGUGAGCGGGUCAUCCGGGGUCAAAAGCUCUGAGGAGAUGUUUCUCCUUUCAGCAGCCUUCUCUGCCUGCACUGGUGUUUGGGGGUUAACAUAAAAUAAAGACAUUUAGUUUGAGGAAAAGGGACUCAUUUUUAAUGAAACAACACCCUAUCAUAAACCUAAUGUCUAAUGGUUUCUAAUAGAUUUGAAUGUGUUUCUGUUGGUGUGUAAUAGAUAUUGGGGGGGGGUUAAUGGAUUUAUGCCACAUAGGGACAUUAUUAUGAUUUAGAUACCUUCAAGUCUUAACUUUUUACACAGGCCAUUUUCUUUGGCUUCAUGUUUCAUUUUAGAUCAAUUUUCCAUCUAAUUUUCUUGAGCAAUUUUAGUUAUUUUCAGGUGAAGUGUUCACAUGGAGGGCAUUUACUUUUGUUUUUCUUAUUUAUUUCCACAUGAUUAAUUGAUUUUCACACAGGAUUAUCGUGAAUAAUGUUUUUUUUUUUUUUUCCGUGUUACAAAUUAACAACAAUUUAACAAGUCUUAAAUAAUGUCCGAUAAUUUACUCCGGACUGUUAUAAAACUCACACGCUAGAGACUCCUUACAGAAAACUUCACUAUAUCCACACGCUUUAAAUCUGUUUAUAUGAAGCAUCCAUUGUACAAAUUCCUGUCUGUGAGUUGUUACUAUAGAAACAUUUACAUACAUUUACAUUUCUGGCGUUUGUCAUAUGCUCUUAUCCAGAGCGACAUACAAAAGUGCCUAGUUUUUAUUAUUAUUUUUUUUAAAUAUGUACAUAUAACAAGGAAAAUAAGAGCUAGUUUAAGUGCUUCAGGAAGAGGUAGGUCUUCAGUCGUCGCUUGAAGAUGGUCAGUGACUCGGCUGUACGGAUAUCUAGGGAAGUUCAUUCCACCACCUCGGUGCCAGAACAGAGAAGAGUCUAGCUGUAUACCUGCCUUUUACCCUGAGACACACUGGGACCAGUCGAGCAGUGCUAGUGGAUCUGAGGGAGCGAGGAACAAUAACAUAUUAGAUUAAUAUACACAUGUGAAUCACCUAAUGCUGUUAUAAAAAUCUAGAAUUAUUCAUCACCUUUUGACCAAUCAGAAUUAAACACCACUGUGAUGUAAAUAGUAAAAUCGGUAGUUAAUAUAGCAGUUUUUCAACAUUAGCCCCUUGUUAGUUUUUUAAAAUAUCCUUCUAUCCUUAACUUCUAUUCUAUGUUACCUGCUUCCUGUGCCUCGUUAAUAGAUCCUGGUUCUGGAAGACACUUUAAUUGUGCUCCUAAUCCACCGCUGUCUUAAACACAAUGAAAUGAAUAAAGGACUGUAUUCAGAGCAGAAUUUUACAAUGCUCCAAAGAUGCUGGGCUGUUCUAAGGAGCAAGUUAAAGUAAAUGAACGAUAAUUACAUUUAAUUACACUAAUAUAUGACUGACAGGUUUGGGGUAAUAAAGAAGAUGUACCAAAAGAUUAAGCAAAUUAUGUGCUAACAGGAAGUUCAGGUGGAUUUAACAAACAAUGUGUUACAUUAAAGGUCACAUAUUUGUAACUGAUUUAUGUUUAUGUAUUUUGUGUGUUUUUUUAUUUCUUGUACUAAAGUACAGCGCUUUGGUCAAUAAACAUCAUUUAAAAUGG